UUGGUUGUCAUCAAGUCACGUGAACACCCUAAGCUCCCACUCUUUCAUUUUUCCCCAUCUUUAAAUUAAAACACUCGGUUUUCUCGAUUCUUACACACAGAAUCGAUUCAAUCCAAUCCAAUUAUCAGUAUUGUGUCAUAACCUCAAAGAUUUUGUUGAAGUACUCCUUUGAUCAAAAAAAAAAAAAAGAUAGCGAGGCCCCUUAAAAGUAUUUUCAAAAUGAGUUUCGACUCUUUCCCUAAACCAAACCCUAAUUUUUCUCAAAAUGAUCGCGCACCCUCUUCCUUUUCUUUCCACGGCUUCUUCCAAGAACACGCCGGAUGUUACGAUCAUCCACGAUUUUUUCAUCCUCCGGAUGAUGAAUCGAGCACGCGCAAGAUCCAAAACAAGAUCGACAACAGCCUCAAAAUAACUCUUUGGAAGAAAGAGGAUCAAGAUGAGCAAGAUCGAACUUUAUCUGAAAAAAAAAACCCCGGCGAUUGGAUUCCCUCGAAGAUCAAGAACCCUACGGAUUGGGUAGCCGUAAAGAUCAUCGCCAACGAUCAAAAUUCAUCGCUGUGUUCGGAAACCGAGGCAUUCGGCUGCGGCCACCACUCUUCUUCUAACAACAGCCCAAUUAGGGUUUGCAGUGAUUGCAACACUACAAAGACACCUCUUUGGAGGAGUGGUCCUAAAGGCCCUAAGUCACUUUGCAAUGCUUGUGGGAUCCGACAACGCAAGGCUCGACAGGCCAUGGCAGCUGGAGCUCCGGCGACGAAUUCAAAACUUCAGCAACACAAAGAGAAGACAGGAAGAACCGGGCAUCGGCAUUCUUUGCCGGUGAAGAAACGUUGUAGAACGAGCUCGGGUGUCGAUUCGGGCAAGAAUUGUAAGAAAAAGACAUGUUUUGAGGAUUUAUUGAUAAAUCUGAAGAAGAAAUUAGGGAUUCACAGAGUGUUUCCAGAGGAGGAGAAGGAUGCAGCCAUACUGCUUAUGGCUUUAUCUUAUGGCUAGUUCUUGAUCGAUGAGUUUUUUUUUUUUUUUUUAUUUAGAGUGAAUUAAUUUCAAUCCUUGAUUUUUAUUUUAA
This is a messenger RNA of Andrographis paniculata, 1066 nucleotides long. RefSeq names its product putative GATA transcription factor 22. The transcript has 3 exons. Gene Ontology annotation, biological process: regulation of DNA-templated transcription. Lineage: Eukaryota; Viridiplantae; Streptophyta; Magnoliopsida; Lamiales; Acanthaceae. The record is from RefSeq and is a predicted model, not a curated record. Bases 220 to 993 code for a protein of 257 amino acids. Gene Ontology annotation, molecular function: zinc ion binding; sequence-specific DNA binding.